AGCUCCAUAGUCGUCCUCGUCGUCGUGGCGUCGGGGGCGUUAUCAAGGACGACUUACAUCACUUACUCUACCACAAGAAAUGAUGGUCAUCGAACAUUCACGAAGCAGUUUGAAAUAGAAAACCACAGAUACGGAAGUCGUCCACUGAACCAACUGGUAUAAAGAGGGUAAGGCUCAACAAUUCGCAUUGCACCUGCGCCGAUCAAGAGCACCGCUCAGGAAACUUUCAAGUACAUGGUCAGUGGUGACUGAACUUUUUUACACAGCUUCUAUGAUUUUGACGAAAAUUCUGACAGCAGGAGAACAGCAUUGCAGCUGCUCUUUGUUUUUCUCUAACUACCGCACCACCAAUUUAUGUUAUUCAGUUUUAGAUUGACAUUUAGUCUCAAACCAAGCGAAAGACGAGCAUUUUGCUUCUCCACGCCUCAAACACUACGAGUUUUGAGAAGACGCCGCAUCAACUCCGCUUUUAUUUCACGAAGUAGCUUCAACUUCUUUUGCACCUCUAGUCUCAGCUUGCAAGCCAUGACGCUUCAUCAAGAUGACGAAUUGGCGACGCCUAUCAGAGCCUACAUAGACGACGCAGCAGCGAAAUCGAGCAACAUCGCAGCCGUUCCACUGCCUGCAGCUGCACCUGGCGCCUCAAUGUGCGAUGACCCGAAGUACUCAAGUAACUUGUGUCAUACUGCUAGACGAGGCCGUGCCACUGUGCUGUCGUUAGACGCAGAGUGUGAUGGGAGCGGUUUAGGUAGGAAAUAGAUGGAACGCGUCGGAGUGGGAGGGAAGAAAAAGAAAAAAGCGCGCCGCAAUGGGGAUGCCUGCGUUCUUCAAAAUGUGUGAACGAAGGGAGGAGCAGCGUGGAAAGAAUGGACGCAGCGCGCCCGUGGCGCGGCCAGCACCAGGCCAAGCCCGCAAGAGAGGGAACGCGGCGGGCAAGGAAGAGUUGCACGAACGGCAUUUGCCCUGCCUUAUCUUGCCCACCAUGCCUUCCUUACUCCGGUGCCUCGCCGCCAUGUCUCUCCCUGUCUUACCUUGCCACCUUGCCGCAGGGCCCGGUCUUGCCUUUCCCCUUUUCCGUUCACCCUUACCUUCGUGCCUAAAAAUGUGCCCCGGUGUAUAAAGCACAUACUUUGCUUGCUACCUUGCCUUGCCUCCCCCUGUCUUUCCUCCUUUAUGCCCAGUGCACGCCGGCCACCGACGCCGUACUUGGCAGUCUGCCCGUGUCCUUUCUGUUUGGCACGCCGUACCGGCAAGGCUGCAUCCGUGGGUGUGGUUUCGUGGCUGGCAGUGAUUCGCCUCCGGAACUGAUAAUUUGUUUCCACCGGUGGCGGUGACUUCGAUCCAGGAUUUGGAUUGUUUGGCCCGUUUUUGCUGAAUGAAGAGGCGCCGUGGCUGAUAAAUAUGGUGCCCUUUGUUCUCGGCCUGAUUGCUGUCGCCUGGGACUACGACUUGCUUUGCUUUUUUUUUUCCCGAUUGCCUGAGAGUGAGACCGUGACUUGCGACUGUCCUCGCGGUUACCUGCGAAGUGGCAACGGACGGAAGCUGUAGACGGGGACGCCAUAUGUUUAGCGUCGCGCACUUUUUUAAGGUAAGUCUGAGCGGUUCAGAUGUCGCCGUUGUUUCGCGCACUUGGUAAAAGCCGCCGGCCUGCACAACAGCUGCGAAGCUUUUCGCGACCAUUUAUUUGCCCUGCCUCUGUACUCGCCGGCAGGCUCGUUUUGGGAUAUAUUGUUUGCAUUUUUCGUUUUCCGGUUCCAAGGAAGCUUGGUUGCGCUCAAUUAUAUUUUUGUUCCAGCGCCUUUGAUCUUUCUCUCUGGCAUGUCGCGCACCUUGGAAGUGGAUGCCUUUGCAAGUGCGGCAGCGGCCAAGACGGGUCGCCCUUCGUGGAGACCGGGCUCUGCGAGCGUAAGGCACGCUCUCCGGAAGGCCGCGACCGCCCCUCAUCUCUUCCGUUUUCUGAAUUAUGUGUAGCUUAUUGCGUCCCGGCCAGUCCUGAGGUUGAGGGAGUUCUUUUUCGGAUAACCUAUCUGGCCAUGUCGGGGCUUGGCCGCGGUUACUCUGCUUGGAGGCAACCGUGAUGGCUUCCUUGGCGGACACGUUUCGGAAAACGCCGCACCUGCCGUCUUGGCCCGUCCAGGUCUUUCCUUGGGCGCCCGGCCUGCUUUUUCCGGGGUCCGCUUCGGCUUCUUUUUCCGCGGCACGCUUUUUGCCUAUGCGUACACGCGCCCGCGUUGACCGCGCUGGCAAUUCAUUACGUAGCACGACCGCACGCACUUCGUGUUUGAAUAUAUGGUAGCCUGAUCUCGAUCUGGGUAUCUUUAGAUUUUAUUUAUUUCUUCAUCGUGGAGCGAUUUUGUUUUUUAUUUUUUCUGCUUUCUCUCUCACAAGAGUCUGAUGUUCUGUUCAAGCGCCCGGCCGGUCGAAACACUUCUGACCAAGCGCCCCGCCGGUCGAAACACUUUUCUUCUGAUGGAGAGUCAGGGUUUGCCGGACUUACGGGUUUAGAUUUAGAUUAGCAUUACACGCCCGCUUCGCCGGGAAGUAUUCAAGGAUAAGAUUAUAUUUAUAAGAUACCCCACCUGUACUUGUUUACAACAGUUGAUGCUGCGCGAGUGCGUUGGCGCUCCGGGGUCAUUCCUUCGUUUGCAACAAAAAAACUACAGGUUUUCUCUUCUUCGGUCGGUUGGCGAAGAGUGCCAAAGUGAGCCGGAGCUGCGCGCAUUGUUGGCGGAGAAGCCGCGGGACUUUGUCCUAUAUGACGGCUUAUGGAUUGCAGAUAUGUCUGAGUCAAAGUUGUAAUGCUACGUGUACGUUGCUUGUGACGAACACGAACCCAACCAACACCAACCCGCUGUGAUGCACAGCCGUGCAUGAUGAUGAUACUAAUUCUAAUUGAUUUGUGGUAAAUUUAAAAUCAAAUUGGAAUUUCAAAUUGAUGAACGACUGAUAGUGAUACUCUGUCUUGCAAUUCCAAUUUCCCAGACUCAGACAUACUUGCAUUUGAUACCUCUUCGAGCCGUCCGGGCGAAUGCACAUCGCUCAGGGCCUCAUGAAGUCCAUAAAUGUCAACAAGUGCACAAAGGUAACUAAGUUGUGUAAGUUAAAUUAAUAUAGAUAAUGAGAAAUUAGAAUUGCCUACUUCAUAGUCGUGCUAAAGCCGAGACAUUGUAUAACAGGACGCGUAAAAAAAAAAUGGCAUUGCUUUGUUGCCAUGAAGACGGACAUGUUUGCUCGCUGACACUGUGGCUCAGGGACACGAGCACCCCACCACGCAUUCAAGCUUGAGACCGGACCCUGAGCGGGGAUUGAUUUUGUAGAGAUACAGAGCUGCUUGACCUAUGGCCAUGUUCUUCAAAUGAAACAUUCUACCAGGCUGGAGGGAUUUUCAAGUUUUGGGUUGCCGAUUGGUUUGGGCUGAUGAACAACAAAAUGGGAGGCGACCUGGAGAAAAUCAAGGACGUUGGCAAGUACCUCAUCGAGUGCUGGAAGGCUUGCGGAAUGAAUAUGGAGCGGGUGAAGUUCAUAUGGACGUCCGAGGCCAUUGAACAGAAUGCCAAGGAAUACUGGACCCAGGUACCAUGACUUUUGUCGAGACGGCUGCUCAGCAUUUGUGUUUAUGUUACAAAGUAGUCCCUUUUUUUUAGACGGCGGCGUUAAGGACUCCGGCGGGGGCUAGUUACUAGCUACUCUCUGCUUAGUUGCCUAGUGGUCCUCAUUGGUGCAGCUGGCGCUCCGGCGGCCCCCAGAACGCCGCACGUAGUCUUGCUCUUUUUGCGCGCCAGAGAACGGGCACGAGUUGCCUAGAUGUAGAUUUUGACUUGCCAGUCCCACGUCCGCACAUCGAAGAAUAACCCGCGUCGCCUUUCCUCAGUAAGCACAGGCUCGCGACCGGGCGCCGACCGGGGCCUCGAAAGAUCGUGGCGGCCUUUCAAGAAAGUUUUUUGCAUAUCCCACAGGGGUAGACGAGUUCGAGUUGUGAGCUGGAAUCAGAACCAGGCUCAAACUCAACCAGCGGAAGCAAACGCGCCGCCCGCCCGGCCCUUGUCGUUUUCAGGGGUCAAGCUUCCUGCCCUUGCCAGCGGAAGCAAGCGCGCCACCGGCCCAGCCCUCCGCUUUCGCUUUCAAGGGGGUCCGCCGGUCCGCCCACAGUGUCAAAGCGAAGUCUGCGCCGUUCUAUCUAAUUCAAGCGCAUCAGGAAGAUAUUGAUAUACACAAAAAUCAUCCAGAUGCUGGACAUAUCGCGUCUCUCGAGUUUGUGGCGCAUAAAAAAGUGCGGUAUGAUAAUGGGCCGAAAGGACGAGGAAGCCUUGUCGGGAGCACAGAUUCUGUACCCGAUCAUGCAGUGCACUGACAUAUUUUUUCUGGACGCGGACAUUUGCCAGCUUGGCGUUGACCAGCGAAAAGUCAACAUGCUCGCGCGCGAGUAUUGCGACGCGGCUGCAGAUGGCCGGAUGAAAAACAGACGCAAGCCGAUCAUUCUGAGCCACCACAUGCUCUAUGGGCUCUUUGCUGGACAGGAGAAGAUGAGUAAGUCCAAUCCCGACUCCGCCAUUUUCAUGGAGGAUAGCGAGGAGGACGUUCGCCGCAAACUACGAAACGCCUACUGCCCCCGCGAACCCACCGUCGAGAACUCGUCUAAACAAAGGAAGCUCGAAGAGGAAGCGAAAAUCAGAUCGGAGCAGCAGACUGCUGCGCAAAACGUGUCGAAGAAAGCCGCGAAGAAAGCCGCGAAGGGCGGAGGUGGUGGUGGUGCAGGAGAUGUUCGCACAGCGGCGAACCAGGCCAGCCUUCUUGCAGAGUUGGAAGACGACAGUAUGCAGAUAGCCGACGCUUUUGACGCAUUGAAGAACCCAGUGCUAGAUUACGUGAAGCACAUCGUCUUCGCCGACCCGCAAGCCAAGCCACUCGCGAUCAAAGGCAAAACUUAUUACACCGAGCAGGCUGUCCGGCAAGACUUUUUAGCGAACCAAAUCUCGGAAGGCGAGUUGAAAGAGGCCGUUAUCGACCGGGUCAAUGCAUUGCUGCAAAAUGUGCGCUCGGAGUUCCAAAAGAACCCGACCGCCCGGCGCCAGCUGGAGCUGGUGGAGCAGCACAAGCAAGCAGUCACUACUGGCGGGCCCGUCAAAACAAGUCUCCGCUGUCUUGCACGGAGUGCUGCGGCCACCAACACCGUCGUCUUCCUGCCCCGGCCAAACGUAUCACAGGGAAAAGAGUCAGAGCGGCAUCGUUUCGGCGCAAGACAUGACACUUUGUCCUCUUGCAUGUCAACCUAAACAGCAUGGGCCCCCUAGGCUCGCCCAGGACACCAGAUAUACGUUUUCGUGUUUCUGUUCAGCUUGUGUUUCUGUUCAGUGCCCAGACAGUAUCUCGCCCACCCAGAGGCGAGCACGCAUCAUGUUGUUUUUCUGUAUAUGCAUGCUUUUCUUUUUUUCGCAGCGAAGUGCGUAUAGCUUCGCAUGGGUCAUUGCGCUCUGUGGUGUUUGUGUUUAUUAUUCUUUGCUUCGCGCGAAAAAAGUAGGAGUAGCCGGGCCCUCCUUAGGAUAUGCUUUCUCUCUUCGACGCCGUUAGAGGCCGAGUUUGGACAGAGCUUGGCCCUUACCCGGCAGAGUUCGACGGCUUGAUUGGUUGAUGCGGCUCGGUUCUAAUCUUCUGAACACUAAUGGUGGACAGUUGGCAAGCGUGGUGGACACCAAGCUGACGGGUGUUUGUCCGCAGCUAAAACGUGCAGCGUUCGGACAUAUGUGACACGGCUGGCGACCAGCCCAGCAGGUAAUUCACCUUGACAAAAAUGAUCGCGCAGCGCGUUGACAAUAUUCCCUCGUCCACGAAAUUUUAUCGAAGAAGCCUGCGCUGCAUUGCUUUGCUUUUGCACGACCUUCCAACUUGUCAAAGAAGCAUGUCUCGCAUUUUGCAGCGCGUCGACGUUCUAGAACUAUAGUACCGACUGACUUCUAUUUCCGGUGUGAUAAAACGCAACGGAUAUCAAUUCCUGUGGCCUUUCUCUCGACGUGGUUCUGCAGACCGCCGCCACAUUGACACAAGCUUACACGGAGGAGGCCGCUGCGAUGGCAGCGGAAAAAUCUAUCAAAACUGACUCUACUGCUGAGGAGUACCUAGUAACGUUGUAUUUAGAAGAUUGGAGCAGCUUUGUGCUUAACAAGUACUACCAUGCAGAAAGGCACACCCAUUCCAUACCUUCCUCGUUUGACUAUACGUAAUUUAUAUAUAGGGCGAAUUCAUCUCAUCACGGAAAUAAAAGACUGUGAUACUGCGCUGCCUGCAAGGGGAGCGCUUUUUGGUCGCGAAAAAUGCACCAGAAGGCCAUGCGGGUUGGAGAUCAGGAUUGGGCAGAAAAAUCUGUAUUGCUUUCGCGCUGUGCUUCUUGAUGAUUGAUUUGGACCCGUCGCUCUUGGUGUUGGUCUGGACAUGAUCCCAAUUUCUUUCAGCUGCGGGAAAGCUGUCAGUCCCUGACGUUGUCCGGUCGUUUCUUUGGUCGGUCUUGUCCGGCCUAAGUAAAGGGUGUUAGUGUCUAUUGGUGGUCUGCGGCCUAAGAAUGCGUUGGCAAGCGCGGACAACGACAAAAAGCGGAGGUUUCGCGCCACCAAAAAGCAUGCCGGGUGAGGGACCCCGACCCCCGACCGACGGCGGCCGUAGUGAUACAUGCGGGGCCAAUGCUUCCUGUGUGUGGUUAGACGGUGCAGUUGUUGUACGGAGGACACGUUGCAUGCCGGGAACGGCCCACGCGAAUAUCUGCCCGCGGGCUGGCGGAGGGAGCGAGAAAAAAAAAGCGCCCUACGUCGUAGUACUUCGGAGAAAAACGGCUAUCUAUCAAUUAGGCCAAAUAAUUACGUGAAAAUGGUAGGGGUGUGCUUUUCUCUUGGAUAAAUACCAGGGCGAUUUUGCGACGUUGGACAACUACCAUCGUCUCUUCCUGAAGUGCUUGAGACUAGUAAUCCCGGAAGUGAUGGCUUCGGUUCUUCUUCUCCAGCAGUCCGUUGAAAUUUGUCGUGACCCGAACAACUACUGGAUAUCCGUCAUCGACGUUGGCCGCACCUGCAGUCUCGGCGACGUAUGAUACAGCUCUGCUUGCUUCCUUAAUAUAUACUAGGGUACCCCCCUGACCAGUAAAAUUAGCGCAAAAAGUUACAGACUGAAGGCCGCGCAAUGCGUGCGGCUAGGUACAAAAACCCCGCCCGCGCGUUGUCGUUCUUUCGAAAAAGAAACUGCGCGCCGAAAAUUCCGGCCAAACGCUAACGCAAAAAUCCCCAUCGGUGUCGUCCAACCGCGCUUAGGCGCGCAGCCCUUGAAGAGUCCAUCGGUAACGGGCCCCUGUGCAUAAAGAAUCCAUCUCGUCUGUCCCCGCGCGUUGGUGUUCACCGGUCGCAGCGCAGGGCAUUAGCCCGUUUACAUUUUCCUGCGGCCGACCCCGGCUGCCUGCCUGCCCCCGACCGUGUGGCGGCCGUUCCCCGCCCGCUGCCCCCUGGCGGCCCGCCCGCCCUUACCCGCGUGUCCCGCCCCCGCCCAACAUCACCCUGAGCCCUGUUAUGUUGCCUGCCCGCCCCGCUUCUGGGGACGCGACCCCCCCAUUCCCCGCCCCCGCCCGCUGCCGCCCGGCCGCCGUACCGAGCCGCGGCCCGCCGCCCGAGGGGGGUCGUGGCCCCCCCUCUCCCCGCCCCCGCCUGCGGACGCCCCGCGCUGCCGGCCUGCCCGGUCCGCCUUGCUUGGGCCGCGGCCGCCCGGCGGGCGACCCCGCGCAUUCGCCGCCCCCUGCUGUGGCCGCUUGCCCUUUCCGGGCCCGCCGCCGCCCCCCGCCGGCCGGCCCGCCCCCGCCAGCUGCCGCGCGCCUGCCCGCCCCCGCCUGCGGGCGGCCGCUGCCUGCGUGCCCGCCCCCCCGGCCCGCCCCCGUCCGCGGCCGCCCGCCCGCGCUCGCGCGCCCCGGGCCGCGCGCGGCCGCCGGGGAGGGGGCGCGGCCCCCCCCAUUCCCCGCCCCCAGCAGCUGUCGAUCCCUGCCGCCUACCCGCCCGACCCGCGGCCGCCGGGGGGGGGGCGCGGCCCUCCAUCCCCAUUCCCCGCCCCCGCCAACGAACUGCCGGUCGGUCCCUGCCGCCUGCCCGCCCGACCCGCGGCCUCCGGGGGGGGGCGCGGUCCCGUCCAUGCCCCGCCCCCGCCAACUGCCGACCCCGGCAUCUUGCCCGCCCGACCCGCGGCCGCCGCCCGGGGGGGCGCGGCCCCCCCCAUUCCCCGCCCCCGCCAGAUGCCGUUGUUCCCCGCCGCCUACCCGGCCGGCCCGCGGCCGCCGGGGGGGGCCCGCCCCCCCUUCCCCCGGCCGCUGGCGCGUCCUGCCGCCUGCCCGCCCGGCCCCCGCCCGCCCGGCCCCGCCGCCCGCCCGGCCCCCCCGCGUGCCUCGCGCAUUGCGCGCGCCCGCGCCGUCUUCAAAUUUUUUGCCGUUUUUAUGUGGCCCGGGGCUCGUAUUAAUGUUUAUGAGUCAUCCGAGCAUACUAAUUCAUGCAGUUCGCUCCGGCUACAGUGAUCUACCUAAACUUCAAUUUUGAUUUUACAUUGCAACAUAUACAUGAACAACAUGUAUUAAUACUAUGCUAGUACGAACUCUUGCAUCUAUGUUGCGGUUGUGGUUGUGCAGGAGGUAGCUCCUUGUUUCUGUAUCACUUUGACAGGCGUGGAGUAGCUCAUUGUAAAGGUAUGAGUCGCAAUCGUGUAGAUAAAUCUUCGAUGAAACUUUGCAGAUCCGCGAUAUGUUGCUGCCUUCCGAAGAGUUCGUGGGGAGUGGGCAAGCCGUCUCGUCGAUGAUGGGUGUCGCGGAUGUCUUGUCGCUGAGUUGCUUGCCAAGUGGAGCAGCGAGCAGUCCAUCCGAGUCUUCGCGCCAUGCAGUCAAGAUUGUGGCCUGUACGGAAGCGCAAGCGGUGGCCUUUGAGAAGGCGAGGAAUUACAUCCAAACGCAUAUCUUUCCACUGGACGCGGCGGCAAGGCGAGUGGGCCAAGUGGAUGUCGUCCGUAUCCACAAAAAAAGACACAUCCUCAUCCAGUUUGUCAUGCAAAACAUGCUUAACCACUGCUGGCAUUGGUCGCGACAUGUGCGUGAGGUUAGCUGUCACAGCUUUGGGUGAUUGGGCGACGCCAGACCAGCGAGCAAACAGCAGUUGCGGCCACGGCACCAGCUUGCACCGACCUUGGGUCGCUGCGAGCACGCAGGCCGGCAUCAUCGGCCGACUGCGUUGUGCCGUGCGUCGCAGCUGCGGCGCGCUCUCUAAUCCAUGCAUCGAGGGGUCGUGACAGUCCCCACACACAUCUACUUCUUCUUCUUUCUUCUUUUCUUCAUUUUUCCGAGCUUUUGCUGUCUUUCCGCGCCCCCCUGCCCAUGCAGGGGGCCGCCUUUUGUUAGGGUGGGAGGGUGGGAGAAACGACAACACGCGCCCGGCGCGCGCCGUUGCCCCUACAGCGGUGUCGCUCCCGUUAGCUGGCAGCGCUUAACCUCAUUUCGCUAUUGAUAGAUAUGCUGGACGCGAAAUACCAAUUAACCACUGCUGGCAUUGGUCGCGACAUGUGCGUGAGGUUAGCUGUCACAGCUUUGGGUGAUUGGGCGACGCCAGACCAGCGAGCAAACAGCAGUUGCGGCCACGGCACCAGCUUGCACCGACCUUGGGUCGCUGCGAGCACGCAGGCCGGCAUCAUCGGCCGACUGCGUUGUGCCGUGCGUCGCAGCUGCGGCGCGCUCUCUAAUCCAUGCAUCGAGGCGGGUGGAGAUUAACUCCCAACGCCCGCUCUCCCAAUGCUCCACCGGGCGAGAUUCAUGCUAGGCCAUGGCCAAGUUGCGCGGCAUGUUCAGCCAGUGCAUGCACUGGAGAUCACGCCCGCAAACCAGGGUCAUGCUGCCCGUUCUCUUCACCUCUCUAUCUUUUCCCAGGGCUGGCUUUCAGAUACCCGCCCAUGCAAGUAUCUAAGAGCCAGUCGCCUCGGGAAGAUAUACCCUGAGCUUCUGCUUCGCGCAGUGAGCACGCCCUCUGCGGAGGGGCGCUUGCGUGGAGCAGAAGCGCAAGGCAGCGACGCACUGGGCUCUUCACGCGGGGCCGGCAUCGCAAAGGACCACGCAACACGUUUCCGUGGGGAAACAUGCCGCGACGGGGACCUACGGACGCGACGCAUGGCAUUUUUCUGAGGUGCAGAGCGUCGCUGGGGACCGCGCGGCACGCUUCGGGCGAAGCGUGUCGCGACGGGGACCUACGGAGAGACACGCCACGAAGCUCUUAGCUUCGCCGUCGCGUCGGCAGGGACCAUAUAACACGCUUCGCUUGAAGCAUGCCCCGAUGGGGGCCCAAGAGGUAGCGCCAGCUCCUGUGGAGGUGGUGCCUGGGUCACGCAGCAGGCUUCGUGGAAGCGUGGCGCGACGGGGGACCCCAGAGCGGACACCCAACCCUUGCAGGGUUGGUGUCGACAGGGACCGCGCAGCACGCUUCGUAAGAAGCGCGCCCCGAGGGGAACCUGUGGAGACCAACACACCACACCAAGCCGUGGUGGAGUUGAUGUCGACGGGGACCACGAGCACGCUUCUCAAAAGCGCGUCGCGAUGGGGACUUACGGAGACACGCGACGCCAAACUUGUAGCAAGCUUGCAACACGCGUCGGCGGGGACCACGUGGCACGCUUCGCUUGAAGCGUGCCGUGAUGGGGACCUACGACCUCCUCUGGAGGUGGCGGGCGCGAGGGCCAUUCGGCGUGCUUCUGCUUCGUAGAAGCCCGCCGCGAUGGAGACUGCUCGAGCCGACACCAGCCAAGCCUUGCGAAGUUGGUGCCGGGGGGGACCACACAGCACGCUUCGCAAGAAGCGCGCCGCGAUGGAGACCUGCGGAGACGACACCAAAUUCCCGCGGAGCUGGUGUCGACGGGGACCACACAGGACGCUUCGCCUGAAGCGUCCCUUGGUGGGGACCUACGAGGCAGCAUCAAGCGCCUCUGGAGGUGGUGCAGCAGGGGCACAGACACAGCAUGCUUCGAAGAAGCACGCCAUGAUGUCAACCUGCGGAGCUGACACCAAGCCCCUGUGGAGGUGGUGGCGACGGGGACCACGCCGCACGCUUCGUUCGAAGCGUGUCGGGCGAGCGACGUGCGAGACGACACCAAGGAGCCCCCAGCACGGAGCUGGUGUCGACGGGGACCACGCAGCGCGCCUAACACGAGGCGCGCCGUGAUCAUCAAUGGGGACCAACACAACGCGCCUCCUUCGACGCGUGCCGUCACGGAGACGUGAGCAUAGACACGGCGCCGGAGGCCUCUCAUCUGGAGUUGGCGUGAGUGCCACGCAGCGUGCCUCGUAGAAGCCCGCCGCGAUGGCGACCGACGGAGCCGACACCAACCAAGCCCUGCGGAGUUGGUACCGGAGGGGACCACGCAGCAUGCUUCGCAAGAAGCGCGCCGCGAUGGAGGCCUGCCGAGACGACACCAAAGAGCUCCAGUGGAGCUGGUGUCGACGGGGACCAAGCAACACGCUUCUUCUGAAGCGUGCCAUGGUGGGGACCUACGAGGCAGCACGAAGCGCCUCUGCAGGUGGUGCCGGAGGGCCACGCAGCAUGCUUCGAAGAAGCGCGCCACCAUGUAGACCUGCGGAGCCGACACCCAGCCCCUGUGGAGUUGGUGGCAACGGAGACCACGCCGCACGCUUCGUUCGAAGCGUGCCGGGCGAGGGACCUGCGGAGACGACGCCAGGGAGUUCCUAGUGCGGAGCUGGUGCCGGCGGGGACCACGCAGCGCAUCUAGCCCGAUGCAUGCCGUGAUAGGGCCCGGCGCAGCGCGCUUCUUUCGAAGCGUGCCGUCACGGAGACGCGAGCACACUGCGCCAGGCCUCUGUCCGAGGCACUGCCAUGUCGUGCAGAUCUGCGCACAGCAGCAGCACUACCUUGGCGUGCGUGUCGCGCGUCCACACUUGCUGGUCGCGCAGGUGGGACUCAUUGAUUUGUUGAGCGCGGCUUGCGGCCCCACCCCAAUUGGGCGCGGGUCGCGUGGCGGAGUGCGGUAACGCGCGUCAUCAUUGGAGUGCACCUGCUUGCCAGCACAUCCAACAAAGACUUCCCGGGCGUGCAGCUCGGCUACCGCCGCAGCACAGCCCGGGAAAGCGUUUCCGAAACUCUCUCGCGCGCCUUCAGUCACUGGAGUGCACCUGCGUGCCAGCACCUCCAGAUCCGACCCCCCGGGCGUGCACCUCGGCUUUCGCCGCAGCACCACCCGGGAGUGCGUGACAGAGCAUGGCCGGCGCGUCUUCACUGGAGUGCACCUGCGUGCCAGCACCUCCAGCUUAGACCUCCGGGGCGUGCACCUCAGCUCUCGCUGCAGCACCACCCCGGAGUGCGUCGCAUACAUCUGCCGCCUCGCGCGCCUUCACUGGAGUGCACCUGCUUGCCAGCACCUCCAGAUCCGACCUCCCGGGCGUGCACCUCGGCUUUCGCCGCAGCACCGCUCGGGAGUGCGUGGCAGAGUGCGAUCUGCGCGCCUUCGCUGGAGUGCACCUGCGUGCCAGCACCUCCAACUUAGACCUCUAGGGCGUGCACCUCAGCUUUCGCUGCAGCACCACCCCGGAGUGCGUCCCGCACAUCUGCCAUGGCUACUCUCCUUCUUCUUUUUUUUUUUUUUGGUGAUAAACGGCGCAGGGCCGCCGCGGGUGUGUACUUAUUCCAAAGCCAGACCGUGCAACACCACACGCAGAGGGGAAACGACAACACGCGCCCGGCGCGCGCCGUUGCCCCUACAGCGGUGUCGCUCCCGUUAGCUGGCAGCGCUUAACCUCAUUUCGCUAUUGAUAGAUAUGCUGGACGCGAAAUACCAAAUAAAGUCCAGCCCAGGGGAUCCUUGGCCUGUGGCGCUGGGUGCGGGUGUCCACUACAUGACGACGAUGAUGAUGAUGAUGCAGGCUCGCGGGUUUUGCCUUUGUGAAAGAUCGCACGACCAAGCGUGGCAGGAUGCCGCCGGGCUUGCCAGUUUACGAAGUCCGGGCGCCGUCGGAUCUGACGGCGACAAUCUGCAUAGAGACCAACACGGGGAAGGUUUUCGCGCAAUUCAGAGCGAAGCUGGAGCAUCUGAAGGCGGAAGCCAGUCGGCAAGAGCGGAGGUCCGUCGCUUACGUGAACAGCGCGCGGGGCGCGUCUUCAAUUUGUUGCGCAGCACAGUCAUGGGGUUCAGAAACGAGCGGCGAUGAGUCUGCAGCAGGCCUGCCCAGACAGGUGGCGAUGAGUCUGCAGCAGGCGUGCACAGUGUUCGGCGGAGCAAGUGCCAGCUGAUCUGCAACACAAGCAAAACGGUGGGCACGUAAGAGAGCUACCCGAAGCGCGGGGCUUCACUUACGAAGGGGAUUGCCGGGCACCGUUAUUGGUGAGCUCCGUCGCGUCUCCGGCUUAUGGCUCCCGCCCCCCGCUCGCCCUUUGCUUCUGCUGCAGAACAUGUCAAGGUGACGCCCUAUGACUGCCACACACAACCUAAGCCCUUGCGCUGUCGUUGUGCCCCAGGAGGGUCGCCGGUCAGCCGUGACGCGGGCGCAGCUUGUAAGUAUAUGGUUGGACAACUCCGGCCCGUGCACUUGACUUUUUCGCCCGUGCCGCAGGUAAGGCGCAAACGGUCCAGCGUCCCCUGUCCGGGCGGGGUUGCGGCUUAAGGGAGAGGCUCGCCCCUUACCGCGAAGGGGUGUGGGGUGUCUUCCGUGAAAGCAAAAACGUUUGGCGUAAAAUGGGUCGGGUCCUGGAUCGAUCACUCUGUAUGUUAGGCUGUCGCGCUCGGCUAGCAGGCUGGCCGAUCUGUACUGAUCAGGUGUGGUGGGUAGUUCCCGACUGGUUGGCUCUUUUAUUGGGGCGGCUUGACGGGGUAGCGCUUGGCUUUUGUAUGGUGAGGUCGCCGAAAGUCAAAGCGCUUCCUCGCCCACCCCCCGGGGAGGAGAUCCUUGGUCUGUGGCGCUGGCGCUGGGUGCGGGUGUCUAUUGCAUGAUGAUGAUGAAGAUGAUCAUGAUGAUGAUGAUGCAGAAAGUGGAUGGGGAUGGUUUUUUUUUUGUGGAUAGUCCGCAGCGCAGCACUAUUUCCGACCUCAGCCGGGCCCUCUGUCUCCGCCGACCCGGCGGCAAAGCUGGAACUGCUCAUCGGUGACACUGCGAAACAAGUGGACAAAAAAUUGAAGAAGCUAUAUAUGGCCGUCAACUCAGGUGUUACAUUCGCAACUCAUGCAUUCUACUUAGCUGUUUGGCCUUGGGCGCCUCAUCUUCACUGGAUGCGCUAAGAUAAAGAAAGGGACUGGACUGGCCGCGCUGGCCCGACUGCGCGUAUACAAAAAACUGCCCUGACCUCAAUACGACCAGUUACGCGGCUAUGAUUGGUAGCGCGUCUUCAGCUUGACAAAUUUGCAAGUGUCGGCAAGACGAAUGUAAUAGCUGACGAGGCCAUAUUUUACUGUUGCGAGGGAGACGUGGAGAAGAACCCAGUGUUGGAAUACUUGGAACAGAUGGAGCGCUAUCACAGCGGAAAGAGCUCCCACCCCGAGCCCGACCCCUUAAGAAAAAGGAAAGUUUGCGUAGUGUGAUCUGUGCACACAAUUGUUUGCUUCAUCUGUUAUGUCACAAGAGUCGAAAAACGGCGGCUCUUCUUGCGCAGCAGCGAAGCACUUUGCCUGCUCAGUAUGACAGCGGAAGAAGGCACGACACUGCCACGGGCUACUAGCGCUGCGGCCCAGACUACACAGCACGGGAAAUUGUGCGCAAUAACAAAGCCGCGAAGUCGCAGCCUCGUUGCCAUUUAGAAUGCUAGACAAAUCUUGUUGCAGCCAAUGAAUUUCUUUGUAUUCUGGCUCGCCAGAUAGUUAUAAGACUAUCGAAGAAGCUUGUACUCGCCUUGUAUUCUACACAAACUAUCCUUCCUCGUGAGUUCGGGGAGGUUGCGUUUUUUCCCGUGAUAUAUGGUGGGGGAUCAUCAAACAGGAUUUAUCAUCGUCAUCCCGUAGUGCGUUUUUCCAUGUUGAUAUCACACGAAAGUGCUCUCUGACUGUGUUUAUUUUAUUGCAAGAGCUGCAUGACAAAGACAAGCUCAAAUUCGGGAGACACGCCAAGAAACCAACGGCAACCCGUGCUCCAUGAGGCAAAGCACGUCUGUCAAUGCUGUUUCUGGCAUUCUUAGGAAGAGGAACCGAAAAAGCUGCGUUUUGUAUGUCUUCCAUUUUCUGCAUUGCAAGUUCAUCACAGUGAGUAGAUAAUGGCUUUGUGUGAUAGUGGAGCGUAGCGGGCCAGAAGAGGUCGAGAAAUUUGGCCCCGAGCAGAAGUUUCAGUCCUUCGCCUGCGUGCGGCGAAGUUUCGCGCAGAAAAUGCUGCACCCAAGGGACCUGAAGGUCACGGCACACAGAAUGAUUCUUGCCGCCGUCAAUGGCGUCCUUGCUCCCGAAGAAGAAUUUCCCGAAGUUGCUGCUCUCGAAACGUUCGCACAAACUGCUUUCGGAAAAAAAAAAAUUUUAAAGAGCAAGUAG
Amoebophrya sp. A120 is the source of this 15498-nucleotide messenger RNA. Lineage: Eukaryota; Dinophyceae; Syndiniales; Amoebophryaceae. The record is from the annotation of a GenBank genome assembly.